Strongylocentrotus purpuratus (purple sea urchin) is the source of this 1980-nucleotide messenger RNA. Its product is annotated as E3 ubiquitin-protein ligase RNF181-like. The transcript is spliced from 6 exons. The record is from RefSeq and is a predicted model, not a curated record. The coding region runs from base 110 to 571 and encodes 153 amino acids. Gene Ontology annotation, cellular component: cytoplasm. Gene Ontology annotation, biological process: protein ubiquitination. Gene Ontology annotation, molecular function: ubiquitin protein ligase activity. Lineage: Eukaryota; Metazoa; Echinodermata; Echinoidea; Camarodonta; Strongylocentrotidae.
UGAAUUGAAGCCACCAUAACAUAAAUCAAAACUCAAAACACAACAACAACAACAAUGAUAUGACAAUUUAGACGAGAACUUACAAAUCCACUCGGAUUCAUUCUGAAGAAUGGCAUCUUAUUUCGAUGAACAUGGCUGUGAACCAACUGGGGAAACUGGUCCUGAAUUAAAUACUCUGCUACGAUGGGCGAGGAUUCUAAUAAAUGAUGUUAGGCAGUAUGCUGAAAGAGAAGGUUUGGAACUCCCACCUGAUAUCAGAAAAGCUCCUCCUGCUUCAAAGGAAUGUGUUGCUAAUUUGAAGGAGACCAACGUUUUAGAAGACAGAUCAGAGAAGUGUCCUAUAUGCCUGCUGCCCUAUCGAAGGGGAGAUGUUACAAAGACUCUACCAUGCACCCAUGAAUUUCACCAGACUUGUAUCCUACCAUGGCUAGGCAAGACCAAUUCCUGUCCCCUAUGUAGACAUGAGUUACCCACAGAUGAUGAAGAUUAUGAGGAAUACAAAAAACACAAAGCACGGGCCAAGCAGAGACAGUUUGAAACGGAGAGCCUUCACAACUCUAUGUACACAUGAUGGAGAAGAAAACAUGAAGAGUUCCGUUCCAAAAUAUGCUACAUCCACAAAACUAAGUUCUGAGAAAAACAAGGGUUUUUAAUUAAUAUGCCUAUUUUGCAAUAUCAGUUUGAAAUGAAACUCAUUCCCAUGGUGUAUUGGGAUGACAUUAUAACUUUAAAAAAAAAAUUAGAUUCCACAGUUUUAAUAGUGCAAUAAAUUGAUUACUUUUAAAAAUCUGUUGAUGUAGCUAGCACGUCUUGUAACAGAACUCUGGGUCCCCCAAGCGUGCAGUGUACUGAGUGCCGCUCACCACCUUCUACUGUGUGGGAAACUGAAUAUCAGUGCGCGUUCAUUCGUGCACGUCAUGCUGCUCUGUGAUUGGUCGGUUUCUAAAGCAGGCCACUCUAUCGUGUUCGGGAACUGAACUGAAAUGGAUGUAGCAUGUUUUGGAACCAAACUCAGUUUGUUGAUGUCGGAUCUUUUUAUAUUCUCAUAGAAAACUAAUGUUUUUUGUUUGUGUCUACUUAUAUAACGACUAAAAAUAAGUAUAUUCAUGCCAAAAAUAAGAAGUCUAUGUUGUUAAAAAGUUGAUGCUGCAUGUUUCGGAACUAAAUUCUUAAAAUACACUACACAUGUGUAUAUUGUUUUAUAAGUAACAGUACAGGUCGAUUCCAUAAUAGAAAAAAAGACAAAUUUGAAUUAAUUUUCCAGCAAUAAAUUAUGCAUGGAAUUGCUGAAGUUGUGUUAGGGCAAUCAUAAACAACUGUCAAAAGUCCAAACUCUUUGAUGCGGGCCCAUCAAAUAAGACUAUAAUAUGUACUGGAUCCAUGUUUGUUUACGUGUUGUCAAAAUGAAUACUGGUAUAAAUGCCCUUCUUGUUCCAGGCCAAAGACUUUGUAAAGAUUGUAUUUUGAUGAUUAAAAAACCCAUGCCCAGGAAUAUUAUAUUUACUCCUUUUCAAACUAAAUUUUGGCUUUUUCUUCGUGAAAUUCCCUGGGGAAAAUCUCGGAAUUGUAUGUGCUCCAUUGGCUGGGUAAACAGAGAAAAAAUACUGGAGUACCUUUCACACCAACCUCAGUUCUCCCGAGGAAGUUGCCAUUUGAUUAGGAAUCCCACGAUUGAUGUGUUCUUAUAAGUAAGGUCUGAUUCAUGGCAUGGAGUUUGGAAGCAUGUACGUGGCUAUACACCUAUCAUCAGGGGGGCGUUUCUAAAAACUUGUCAUCAGUGACAGAUGACAGUUUUUGUUAUAAGCUAGUGAAAUCCUUGCUUCUGAUUGGUUAUCAGCACAUUUGUUACUGAUUUUUGUCAUUGAAAAAAAAGUUUUGUGAAACGCCCCCCAGGACGAGCGAGAGUUAGGCGUGUGUAAUCUGUGAGAUCGGGCGGGAGUGAUAUUUGACCUCCUACAUAUUUCACUGGGGGGGGGGGGG